Molecule: messenger RNA, 11173 nt
Organism: Gigantopelta aegis
Lineage: Eukaryota; Metazoa; Mollusca; Gastropoda; Neomphalida; Peltospiridae
Exons: 13
Coding region: 1-2496 (831 amino acids)
Source: RefSeq, a predicted model, not a curated record
AUGAACAGAUAUCAAAAAAAGGUAUUUUUAUGUUUUGUUGAUGGAAUCCAUUACGACUGCGUUUAUCCACGGUCUGUUAUUCAACAUACAGCUAUUUGUCAAUCUGUGAUCUAUGAAGUGCUGUAUCAGGGUGUGUUUGGUCUGACCUCGGAGCUGGAGGAAGCUGUAAUGUUUAUUCGUCAGCAGAAGAAAGGAACCAGAGAAAACAGUUUUUCUGAAAACCUGGAGAAUGGAUUUGUGUAUCCAGACGCUCCAACUGAGAGACCAGCUUACCGUUCCACUCCUCCAUUGCCAUAUAGAAUAGCAAAAGCUUUGGAUCCUGCUUUUUUCCGAAAUGUCGAACUAGACAUUAUUCAGGAAGAGAAAAGAGAAGCAAAACUCCGUAACCAGCAGAAAGGAUUCAGUGCAGGGUUUGCACCUGGUGAUAAAUGUCAGCUUUGUCUUUCAACCCAGCCUAGCAAAGUGUACAACGGGCACAUACAAGAACUGACUGAUAACCAGGGACCAGUUAUUGUCUUUAUUGAAGAAUUAGGGGAGAAGAGAGCAGUUCCAUAUGACAGUUUACGCCCUUUACCUCUAGCACCAAUCAACGGUUGCACGCCAUCAGUGGGAAACAAAUCAAAACGCAAGAAGGGCAUACCCCUUUCUACAGACUACAGUCACCAGCAGUACCAUAUUACAGGACGUGGGCUUAACUGGAAUAUCAGAAGAAAUUUUGAUAUGGGACGGAAAGUGAUCCCGACAGAACAGCCAAUGGUGAAAACGGGCGAGCAGAUGGAGCACGACAAUCACUACUGCCAGCUGCCAUCCCCCAUGCCCAUGUCGACGGCGCCAUCCCCCCUGGUAGCCAGUCCCCCCAUGACGCAGGCCCCGGGCUACUGGAUGUUGACAGUGAACGUUCCAUUCCUCAACACCAUCGGGCAGGUGAACCUCAACUGGAUGCCAUCGCAGGAUCCACAGGGCAAAGACUUGCCAGUAGCUGACAUGAACACACUGAGAUACUUCUUUAACCUAGGAGUAGAGUAUCACCGUGUGAGUUCCAGCCUUCAGCAGGCUCAGCAGCCCGUGGUGUCACAGCUUGGGCCACCACUGCCACCACCACCUCCACCACCAAUGAUGAUGACCGAUAUGAUGACUCCGACGUUAACGCUGCAGCCACAGAUGGAUCAGGGUCAGUGCCAUCACCAAUCAAACACCAACUGUAACAAAUAUCGGCCAAAACAACUUAGACAGGGUAGUUCAAAAAGUUACCAAAGUACCAGCACGGUCAAUGGCGAGGGCAGCUCUGCGUUGCUGGAGAUGGACAGAGAUAUGGAUUCUUAUAGUCUUUCCCAGGAGAGUGGCUGCCUCAGUGAUUGCUCUGACAGUCUGAGCCCCACAAAGUCAGAAGGGCUGUCUGAGGACGGGGACUCUGUUGACCCGGUUACCACUGGUGGAAAGCAAGACAAUAGGAGCUUAACUAAUUCUGAUCUUUCGGUGGAGGGUGUCCAGGAACAAAGCAAGAGCACGAAAGGAAAGAAAAAAUACUAUAUGUAUGGCUCUCACAAACUUGUGAAGCCCAUCAAAGAAAUUCCACCACGCUUUCAAAGUCUGUUGGCGGAAAUGAGUGCCGCAAAGCUUCGGUGUGAAGGACAGCUUAUUUAUAUUCAGAGCGGUUUUGAUCAGGAUGCAUCCAGUCAUCUGAAUGUUGAUGCUAAUUGCUUUGUUCCUGGACCAGAACCGGUUAAUGGUUUUCCUUCUGAUGGGUGUGGUGGUGGUGGUAGUACUAUUAGUAGUGGGCAAGUUAGCUUUAUCCCUUGCAUUAUGCCUCCGCCUAACUCUGGUGCUGUUAACCCUCCUGCACUGCCUCAGAUGACAUAUGUUGGUCUACCCACUGCCCCUCCUCCUCUUCCCCCUGCAAUUAAUAAGCCCCCACCCACACCCGUGACUAAUGUGCCUUGUAGUUGCUGUGCCACUUGUCAACAGCCUGUUAAUGCUACUCCUGCCAGUGCUAGACCUCCACCUGUUAACACUCCAGCUUCUGCUGCUAAUGUACACCACUCUGGAUGUUCUAAAGACUCCAAUUUCCCUGUACCCAAUACUGUUACUUCCUCACAGCCAGUACCAACGGGUACACUUCAAAACCCUGUAGCAUCGUUGACAUUUGUGCCCCCGACAUCGAUGGCUUUUAUUCCGCCACCUCCAAUGCCAGCCAACUCUGGCUUGACCUCUAAUGCUUCUACUAAUACAGCCACUUUCUCUCCUAACAUGCCUGCUCCUGCUCCUACUGUGCUGUCUCCUCCUCCCUCCUUCUCUUCCUCCUCCUCUUCCUCCUCCUGUGCCGCCUCCUACUCCUGUUGCCAACAGCACCUCGGCACAGAGCCGUGCUGUGCAAGUAUCAUCGCACCCUUUACCUGGUGGUGGAAGCUAUUAUAUAUAUCACACUUCUUCUUCAUCCACAGGCUUUACUGCCAGCCACAGCAUGUCUGCACAAUCUCCAGUGUACUAUGUCGUUAGCCCAUCUUACGCGACCGCCGCGCCUUGUGGCUACCAGCCAGGAGCAGUACCUGCUGGCUAUGGAGUGAACAUGCACUGUCAAGCUGCUGUUCAGUGAAUGGAGGCGACCGUUUUCAGAGACUGUCUGAAUUUGACACGAGAAUAUGCUGUAGAUGCUUGUGGCUAGCCGACUCGAGCAUAUCGUGUGUUGUGUGUGUAUGUGUGUUGACUUGAUGAUGUCGGUUAAAGCCCGAGAUUCAGAUACAUGCAGCAGCUGCAGAUGCAGUGAAAAUGUGCACUGAUUACUAACAACCAAGACAAUUUACAUUAUUUUUUUUAGAUCAGUGGUAUCGUUUGGACGAAUGGUGCCCAUGGAAGUCCAAGCAGUCUAAAUUUUAUGUGUUGAAUUGAUCAUGAUUUAGUGUGUCUGUUGACUAACGGUGACCUUAGAAAUCCAAGCAGUCCAAUUUUAUAUGUGUACGAACCGAUUGAUGAUAGUUUAGUAUGUUUGUUGACUUAUGGUUAAGGCACAUUUAUGUAUAUUGGACUCUUUAUUAGUGUAGUUUAAGCAGAGCUUUAGUAGCUCAACAUUUGACACAGGUUCAUGUCCAGUGUUGGUAUGAAUUUCAGACCAGGUUUAGCACUGUUAGAACAAUUUAGACUAUUAUAUAGACUAUUAGGACACGUUUACAGUGUAGACAGUCAGGACAAGUUUACCAUCUAGACAGUUGGGACAAGUUUACAGUGUAGACUGUCAUGACAAGUUUACAGUGUAGACUGUUGGGACAUGUUUACAGUGUAGACUGUCGGGACAUGUUUACAGUGUAGACUGUCGGGACAUGUUUACAGUGUAGACUGUCAUGACAAGUUUACAGUAUAGACCGGACAUGUUUACAGUGUAGACUGUCGGGACAUGUUUACAGUGUAGACUCGAAACAAAUUUACGGUGUAAAAUGUUGGAAAAGUUUACAAUGUAGAUUGUCCGGACAAGUUUUUGGUGUAGACUAUCAGGACAAAUUUAUGUUGAAGUCUAUUAACUGAAAUAUUUUUGUAUAGACUAUCAACAUAUCUAACAUAAAUUGAGAUGAUAUCUUGGACUGACACUCUAAGGCAAACCCUCGAGCAAGACUCUUGUACAUUUAUAAAUAAAACAAAGACAGACCAGUAAAAAUGGUGAAUGUGACAGCAGUGUGUUACUUGCCAGUUGUUCGACAGCUGUGUACAAUGUGUACUGCAAACAGUUGUUUUCUUGUAACAGUCGUACUUAUGCUGUAGACAGCAUGCAUAGACUGUCGGAGGAAGAGAAUGAUUUCGGACAACACUGGAACUGUUUAAUAUGGAUUUAUUUUUCUUUGUAGUAUAUAUAAUUAUGUAUUUAUAACUAAUAUCCAAUUAUACUUUGAAAAUGACACAAAUAUUGGUAAACUGUUAAUAUAAUAUUGUAAAGAACAUGAUGGUUAAGAGUUAGUACAAGUGUUUAAAUGCCCAUAUGGUUCAAAAUAUCUUGGUUUGUAUGAAAGUGCUAAAUUCCACAAACAUUGAUGAACAGUUGCUGAUAUGGUAAAGACUAUAAUGGUCACGUUUUACUAUUACAUAUAAUUGUUAAGACUUUCUAGAUUCGUAUUAAGGAGAUACAUUCCACUGUGAAGUGAUCACUAUUACAUAUACUUGUUAAGACUUUCUAGGUUCGUAUUAAGGAGAUACAUUCCACUGUGAAGUGAUGACUAUUACAUAUAAUUGUUAAGACUUUCUAGGUUCGUAUUAAGGAGAUACAUUCUACUAUGAAGUGAUUACUAUUACAUAUAAUUGUUGAGACUUUCUAGGUUCGUAUUAAGGAGAUACAUUCUACUAUGAAGUGAUGACUAUUACAUAUAAUUGUUAAGACUUUCUAGAUUAGUAUUAAGGAGAUACAUUCUACUAUGAAGUGAUUACUAUUACAUAUAAUUGUUAAGACUUUCUAGGUUCAUAUUAAGGAGAUACAUUCCACUGUGAAGUGAUGACUAUUACAUAUAAUUGUUAAGACUUUCUAGGUUCAUAUUAAGGAGAUACAUUCCACUAUGAAGUGAUUACUAUUACAUAUAAUGAAUUGCUAUUCCAUGCAGUAGGAUAAUAAUAAAACCAAUCCGGUCUGACAGAUUUGAUGUGAAAGUGUUUCUCAAACACUUGUCCUUUCCAGACUCUUAGCUGUUUUGUGUUAACCAAGUUAAUCGAGAAAUAUUCUACCGCAUAUGCUAGUCACUGAUCACAACACAUUGUAUACUUACAGAAAUUUAUUGGAACAUUUGUCAAUUUCUUUCCUUUACCUGUUAAAUUUUACACUUUGUUUACUAUAACUUAAGUGUAAUGUUUUUCAAUGUUGUAAAGUAAUUUCAUAUUCUUUAAGUGAAUUUAGGAUUCAGAUUUAUCACCCUUAUGACCUUUUGUCUCCCCCCCCCCCCCCAAAAAAAACCCCAAAAACAAAUCCAAAAUGUAUGUAUAUAUGUGGUGACAGCAAGUAUUCUUCAAUCAUCUAGAAGUAUCACAAUCAUAUUAUGGUAGAUAACAAAAUAACUGUAGUUUAAAUGUUUUUAAACAUGCAUUCCUUUCCUUUUAAAAUACUGUGUUAAAUAGUCGUGUGUUUUAAGACAAAUGAUUGUACAUCAUCAUCGUAGUCCUAUUUUAUGCAAUAUUGGGUGCAUUUGCAGCUUUUAACUGGGUCUAAAAUUCAUUGGUUAACCAGAUUAAAGCUUGGUUAAAACUAAACUCUUGUAUCUACAGUUGUAUCAUGUUUAGGUUUUUUCAUAUUUGAUGUAAAUCGUAUGCACACCUCUGGCUAUGAUUACAACCAUGACCUCAGGGCAGCAUUAAUUCAAAUUUAUUUUUACAUUUUUGACCCAGUUAUUUAUUGGAAAAUUAUUUCUGAUCUGGAAUGUGAUUAACAAGGUAACCUUUUCCUGAAGUAAAACAAGUUUAUUUCAUUUUCUUUUAAAUUGGUCAAUAUAGAAAGAACAAAAUGUGAAUAAUAAAGGAUGAAACCUUUGUUAUAAUGGAUUGUAUUUGGUGGAAAUCUGAUGAGAUGACCUCACAUUUCAGGGUGGGCAGCAACAUUUUGCUAAUAUUUCAUUGGGUGAAAAAGUUAAAGUAGGUUUUAAGAACAUCUAACGAAUUAGAUUUAAUCUUUUGUCCAGUUUAAAUGUUGAUGAUCUUGGUGACUGUUCAGUGUAAGGAGGUUUGAAGAACUGGUUACAGGACUGAAGUCUUUGGUAGUAUUAUGUAAAGAUGAUAGCUACAUGUACUAACACAAGCAUAUUGAGGCAUUAUAACCACAGCAGUGUCACUUGUAAAUUGUGUAAUAUAAUUCUAUGAUCCGCUUCUUGUUCCGAAAGCAUAUAUAUAUAAACCUUUCAGAUACACUGAUCUCCAUUGUUACAUGUAUAGAUACUGCUGGACAGAGCAUUACAAUCCUCUUGAGGGCUUGCAGUUGAAAAAGAAGCCAACUUAGUUUAGUUGACAGAGAAAAUUUAUUUAUAUUUUCUUAAGUGUGCCAAGAAUAUUUAUAAAAUUAGCGUAGUUGUAAUAUAUGUAUUUGUUAUAUAACUAGAGUGAAAUAUCUGAAAAUAUCGGUGAGAUUAAAUGGUGUCAUUCGUCACUAGUAAGGAUAAUGUUUUUACUCUUAAAAAGUCCAGCGCAGAUCCAGGGGUACAUUCCACCUUUAGUUUCCACAGAUGUCAAAAAAAGAUAAGUGUAUUCUUGCACCUCUUGCCUUGUCCAAUGUCCCAUCCCUUUCAGAAAGCACUGGAUCUGCACCUGAAAGUGCUAUCAUCAGAGUACAGCACUUACUGGGUGAACAGGUAAACCGUAACAGUGGGAAAAUCACUUGCAGUGUUUGUUCUUUAAACCGUUUACUUUUGUGUUUUCUCAUUUCACCACAGUUCUGUUUUCACCAGGAAUCUUGAUUUUUUUCACCAACUCUGGAAAAAUCCCUAAACUUGUCGCAAAAGAUAAAAUGGCUAAAAGUCAUUUGAUUUAAUAUGCACCUAGUCACAGUUUUGUAUAUAUAUCCACAUCUUCAAAAUGAGCGAAAGAAAGUUAUUAAUAGUAUGCCCAAUACAUUAGUAUCCACUGCCGGCUUGAUUUCAACUUGUAAUCAUUUGCCAGUUGUUUAUUAUUUGCACUUGCGAACUAUAUGCAUGACAUAACAGUCCAAUGUCAUGGUGGUGAUUUUUACAACUAACAAGUGCUCGAUAAUUUUGGUGGAGUUUUAAAAGACUUUAGAGAAUAGAGGUCAAUUAACGAAAGUUACAUAAUAGAGAAUUUUAUGUUUUCAGUCAAAUUAGAUUGAUAUCUCAUGAAGUGUGCAAUUUCUCAGGUUGAGUGAGCAUGAUAUAAUUGCAGAUUUUACUCGAUAAGAUAUAAAUCAAAUUACAUGGAAAACAUGAAUUAUACUUUGUAUAACUUAAGUAGGUUUAUUAUGUCGUGAAUACUUUGUAGAUGACAACAUGCAAGUUGUAAACAACUAGAAGCACUUUUGAGUUAGCCUAGUAAUGUAGUCCAUAGCUAUUGAUCAUGUUUGUUACAUUAUUAAGACUUUUAUUGUGUAAUAUAGUUCAUUUUCUGUUGUCAACUGCCAGUCGUUAAUGUAUAUUUAACAGAUACUCACAGCUUACGAAAUUUCCAUUUUAUUUUUUUGCAAAAGCUGUUUGAAACUGAGUAAUUUUAGCAUUAAUAUUAAACUAACAGGUUGACAUCUUUAAAUAUUGCUUGUAUAUUUUAAAAUAUUUUCAUAUCCAUAUUAAAACUAAGUAUUAUUUUCUUCACCAAAAAAAACUAAGAAUUAAAUUCACUAAUUUGUAGAAAUGAGGAUUUAGUGUUAAGAGUGGAAUGUGGUUGUUAGGAUAAAUUAUACAAACUUUUUACUUAUGCAUAAUAGUGGAACACUGUCACGAACACAGAGCUAACCAGCAUUUUCAAUUAGUUGUUGUUGUAAAUUAGUUGUACAUGAUUUGGUUCUGAAACGUUUUCAUCUGCAAGUUUGUUUGGCCCAGAUUACAUUUAGUUUAUGAAUUUGGCUUACAACUUGUGGCAAAAUAAUAAAGAUAACAACAAAAGAAUCUUUGAUUUCAUGUCAUAAACCUUCAUUAAGCUGAAAUUUGAUGGCAGUUUUUCAUCUUCCAAGUCUUCCAAAUUCACCCAUAAAGUUUUUUCAACAAAAACAUAGUACCGGUAACCUUAAAAUUAUAAAUCUUUAUUGUAAUGGUUGGUUUGUUUUCUCUCCAUCAACUGGAGUAACAUGUCUUCAGAAAAACCACAUUUUAUGCAUAUUAUAAAUGUUUUUUUGGAUCUAUUUACCAAUUUUAUUAUUUCAGCUUCAAUCAUAUACAUGUACCUGUAUUAAUUAUGUUAAUUAAAAAUGCUUUUUUCAUUAAUCAUUGGACUUGCGCAGUACAUUUUGAAAUAUUUCUCAUUAACUGAAUGAUCAGUUUGUCAAUUUUAUGAUGUUUGUUGUUUAUGAAUAUUUACAUACAUAUAUUUCAUGUUUUAAUGUCUAUUUUGCUGUUGUAUAUUCUAAAAGACAGCAAAAUUAUUUUAGAGCAGCAAAAUAAAUUUUAUGUAUUUUGAAUUUAAAUCCAGUGAUUGUAGUUUGAAUUUAGAACCAUUGCUAUUGCUCACUAAAACGCAGUGCGACAGGAUAGAAGAUUGCAAAUCAAUAAUAUUCUCAUUAGUAUCAUUCCGUUGUACUAAAAUGGCAUCUGUCACAUUCAUAAUGAAGCGGUCAAGGUAACGGCAACUGAUAGUCAUGAUUUCAUAUUUCUUUUGCAAUAUGGUAAUUUGGCCAGAGUAUUUCAUGGUAGUUGAUGUUUAAAAUGUUAGCAGUUGUUCCAUUUCAUUCACAAAUAAUAGAUAUGAACUGUAAGACUUCAAAACAAAAUUACUGUUUAAUGUCUAAAAUGUAUUCCCAUUGUAUACAAAAUUACUAAAUUUGUGUUGAGGCUUUGCAAACAAAUUUGCAUGGGAAUUUAGACAUAUUCACCAAGUAAUUAAAACAAUAUUAUUAAAGGUUUUGAUAUUACGUACAGCCCAAAACAAUGAACUUCAUGGGUAUUAAAACUGUAUUACUGUAUGCAUUAGCAGAGAUGCCAACCAUUAUGAAUUUGGCAGAAUCAUGAAUUUAAAACAUAUAUUUAUGCUGUUACAAUUGUCUUUGUUCAAAAUUCCGAUAUUUAGAAAGGAAAUCGUAAUUUCGCAUCUUUGGUGUCGGAUCAUAUUUUGGAAGGUACAAAUGUUGUUGACACCGGAGAAACAUUUUUCCCUCUUCACAAUCAACAAUCGUAGAUUGGUUUCCUGCCUUGUUCUUUAAGCUUAUGGAUUCCGAAUAGCGAGCAUAGCAAGCGUGGCAAUAUACAAUAAACCAGUCUAGGAAUCGGUCUGCUGAACAACCCCGAUAUUUGCCGAUGGGGUACGGCCUUGAACUUGACUUUGCCAAAAUGUCGAAAAACGCGCUCCUGAGCCAUCACUGAUAACAUUCCUGAUUUUUAACACUCCAACUAGGGUUGGCAUCUCUGCAUUAGUAUUACCGUGUUAUAGUAUUAUAGGGCCUCCAUAACUUCCAUAUUACAUGUUUUAUUCUCGAUUGCAGAUUAACAAAUAUUUUUCAUGUAUUUUGCUUUUUACUGACUACUGUUGUUAUCUAAAGUGAUUGUUGAUAAUGUUGUAAUUUAUUAUUUCACAGUUUUUGUGCUUUCAGAAAAGGUUUUUCUGAAACAUUUCUUUGUUUUAUGUAGGCAUUAAUUCAUAAUCAUUAGAAUUAUUUCCAUUAAAGUUUAUGACAUUCUGUUACAUUGCUUGUUUUGUUAAUUAUUUUUUUCUUCAAAUUUUAAUUGAUGUUUGAAAGUUUGUGAAGUGAUGUUAGUGAAAUUGGCUGUUGUUUUUUUAAUUAGUUUUAUAUCUGUAUUAAUGAUACAUUUAUUACAUAGCGGUGAGAGAGAUCCAUGCAACAAUAUUUCCGUUCGUCACUUUGUGAGGAACGAGUAAAUAAAUGUCAGUUUGGUUAGCGACAUCAUCUUUGUAAUUUCCCAUGAUUAUUUGGUAAAAGAAAUUGCAUUGCCAUGCACAUACAAUGUGUUGCUUUGUAAUCAAUAUAAUUUACUAUACCUGUUCCUGUGAAAGAUCGUCUAUAUUAUAACUUGUGUGUGCUUUCACUGCUCGUCAGUUUUCAUAUGUGAUGUAUAAUUGAACACACACUUAAUAUGAUGGUUUUUUAUAGGCAUUUGUUUAAAGUCCUCUAUGCAGGCACAUGAGCAGAGGGGGCAUUUGGGGGGGGGGGUCAAGCCACCCCCACCGCACCCCAUCCCCGACUAAAUUUUGUUUUAAAUUUAUUCCAGGCCAGCACAAACUGAUGCCCCCCUAAAACCUGUUUGCCACAGUCUAGAUCCACCCCCUGCAGUUUCUUGCACACACCGUCUAUGUAGAUCACAUGGGACAGAAGUUACUUUACAAAGUUAAGCUUGUCUUUAAGAUGCCAUAAUUUCUUUUGUUCAUAAAUGAAAAUAUCAAUAUUUUUUUCAGAAAUUCCAAAUGUUAGCACCGCCUGGAAAUUGACCCUGUCCUAAGUUAACAUCACUGAUCUACUGUCAUACUGGCUCUUUUAGAACUUGGUGGAUACACAAAUCAAAGACACUUUGAGGGGAGACUUAAUAAUACACUAUAACAUGCAAAUGCAAAUGUAUUUGGUGCCGUAGAAAAGCCUACUGCAUGGAAGCAUCUCUCUAAACUGAAUGCCAUUAUAGUGCAGAACUAAACUAAACUACCAUAAACCUGUUUUGUUUUCCAAUGUUUUAGACUGCAUUGAAAAGAUGCUUGUGCUAAGGAGUCAUUCACAAAUGUCAAUGUUUCCAUGGGCAUACAAAGCAUACUCUGUUUUCUGUCUAUGCACACCCCACUCCCCCACCCCACGCCUCCCACCCUCCGAAAUAAAAGCAAAUAUCAAAAAUGUUGUUCGUGCAAGAGCUUCUUAAGUCAACUUGGUUUUUUUAAAAGCAUUAAUCCCCUCCAGUGUCCUUUUAACAAAAACAAACUUUAAACUUCUUAACUUUAAUCCCCACCCCUUGAUGCAGUUUUAGAAUGAAAAACCCUUCUCAUUUGUAAAAUCAACAUUUUUAAAACAGUUGUAAGAAAGCGGGUAUACUUUAUAUACCUGUGAAAAUCGUGAACAAGAAGUUUGACCAUCAUUUUUAUUGAUAGAGAUGCUGUAAACAACCUCAUAGUUCACAUAAAGGUGAAUGGUGCCAGACACACAAAACAUUUAAUAAAGUAUGUGUACAAACUAACUUGGGACAGUUCCAGGUUCAUGUUUAAAUCCAUCCAUCUUUUGCAUCCUAAUACUUUUUCAAGAAUGCACCAACCAUAAUUGGUGCAAUUGUUUUGGUAAAUGGUUCAAAUAGAUGAGUUUCUACAAUGGAACAUUGAUCUACAAUCAUUCAAACUUUGUUUAAAAUCGUAUCAAAAGUUUAUUAUACUAAAAAUGUGAACCAUAAUAAAAACCAUCCAGACGUCAUUGGAUCCAAAAGGUUAAAAAACACAAAUAAAAGGGUGAUUAAAUUUGUCAUGUACCAUCUUAUAAAACAGAACAUUUUCUUCAUGUGAUCAUUGUAACAGACCUCUGAUGAAUUGUUCUCUACAUUUUAUGCCCUAAAUACUUAAUAAAAAAUAUUUCACUAUA